GCGCAGAGCAGGUUAUUACAGGUUAAAGUGAGACGCUUCCUCAUUAGAAACAGAGUCUGUGGAGGUGAAGCUGUUCGUUCGCUCCUUCAGUUGAUUUAAUAAAAUAACUGAUGUCAACAUAAAGUGGAAGAUCCCGCUGAUCCUCCAACAAGUCUGUCUGACUGCGAUGAACCCAGGAAGCUGCUCAGCAGGAAAACUUUGUCUUCACCUGCUCGAACAUGUUCCUGCACCUGGAGAAGAGUUUGUGGAUCCUAAUGACUGACAGAAGAUACAGACUCAGGGACAGGGAGAAGAUUAUCUGGAUCGUUGUUCUCCUCAGCCUCACCUCCUCUGUCCGUGGGAUAUUUAAGAGAAAGACCUUCUAUCAGGCUGAGGAGAACGAUAACGUCACCAUCAGAUGGGACGUUCACACCAAAACCGACAUGUCUCUCACCAACUUAGUUUGUGUUUUCCAGUCAGAUAUUCAGAAGGGUUUCUAUCAGAUGAUAAACGGGGCUGAGGUCCCAGAGUCUCAGCACCAGCAGUUUGCAGGACGGGUCCACUGUGAUAGAGAUGGUCUUAGAGAGGGACAGAUCAGACUCCACGUGUCCGGGAUCACAGCCGAAGACUCGGGGAGGUACUGGUGUGACCUGGCUGUGAAUUAUGACAGGACCAUGAAUCGAUGGGUGCUCAGGGCCUCAGAAAUGUUUGUUCUGAACGUGAGUCGGACCUCUGGAGGAGACAAUGCACCAAAGACUGAACCGCCAAGUCAUGGAGGUUCCCGAAACCCAAAAGGAAACCCAGUUAAGGAACAGGUUUUUCUGGCUGUUUUUAUCCUGUUUCAAACUGUAACAGUCGUGGCAGCUUUUGUAAAAUUACUCAAAACCCCACAACGGAAAGAUCAAAACCAAGAUGAAACUUGUGGCACCGAGUCCUCGACUGUUCAGCAAAGAGAUGAAGUUAAUGUCGACAUUCCUGACCACUCCAGUCGUGAAUAAACAUGAAGGGAAUUAUGGGAUGGAGGGACAACCCUGCUUCACCUCCUCUCUGUCCAGGUCCUGUCCAUUAAAUCCUGCCUUGAUCAGAGAGUUUGCAGAGUUUGUACAGUUGUUUAUUUUCUUUCUUAAUCAGUUAAACAGCAGCUUUACCAUGAAACAUCAGCUUCACUUGUUCACUCUGAUGUACAGACUUCAAACAGCUAACAAGUCGAUCACUGCACUGAAACAAGCUGCUGAUCUAUAAAGUUUGUACAUAUUGUGUCUAUUUCAGACAUUUAAUAAUGUAUAUAUGUAGAUUAUUUUAUAUAUAUUAAAAUAUAUAUUUUUACAUGUAAUUCAUAUUGUAUUAAUAUGUAUUUCAUACAUGUAAUACUAGCAAUACAUGUCUUGUUUAUAAUUUGUAUAUAUUGUUCUGUUUAUAUCUUGUUUUGUACUUUCUCAAUAUUGAUGCCUUUUUAUAUUUUGAUGCUGUAAGUGAAAAUUCCCUCCUGUACCACUAAUAAAGUGCUAUCAUAUCGUA
Lates calcarifer (barramundi perch) is the source of this 1497-nucleotide messenger RNA. RefSeq lists its product as uncharacterized. The record is from RefSeq and is a predicted model, not a curated record. Gene Ontology annotation, cellular component: external side of plasma membrane. Lineage: Eukaryota; Metazoa; Chordata; Actinopteri; Centropomidae. The transcript is spliced from 7 exons. The coding region runs from base 219 to 977 and encodes 252 amino acids. Gene Ontology annotation, biological process: negative regulation of T cell proliferation; cellular response to lipopolysaccharide; positive regulation of T cell proliferation.